Messenger RNA from Gamsiella multidivaricata, 1408 nucleotides. RefSeq lists its product as uncharacterized. The record is from RefSeq and is a predicted model, not a curated record. The coding region runs from base 260 to 1126 and encodes 288 amino acids. Lineage: Eukaryota; Fungi; Mortierellomycota; Mortierellomycetes; Mortierellales; Mortierellaceae. The transcript is spliced from 2 exons.
CUUGUGUACUUCUCCUAUUUUCUCUUUUUCUUUUUUUCUUUCCUUCCUUCUUUCCUUUUUUCUUUCUUUCUUUCAUUCUUUUCAUUCUUUUCAUUUCUAGUCCCUCCUUUUCUUCUCUCUUCAUCAUCUUCUCAUCCUCUUUUCAUCCUCCAAGUAUCUCCCUAUUGCAACAAUACCCCCCUUCCCUCUUCCAACUCUUCCAUUUCUUUUUUCUUCUCCCCUCCCCCCGUCCUCCCUUCCUCCCCUCCUCCUUUCACACAUGUCCCACCAACGAGCCGCCUCUACAUCGUCCAUCUCCAGCGCCUUCGAUACCCAGACCAACACCAACAACGCCAGUGUCAAGUUCAAGGACGGAAUGGCCGACCAUCCGUCCUCGUCCACCUCUGCCACCACGGCCGCGACUCCGCUCGCGAUCUCCAUCCCCCGUCAGCGGUCCUUCUCCUCUUCCUUUUCGCUCUCGGCAACCUCCCCCAGGACCUUCACAGGCUCGUCCAUCAUCGCAAACCCAAGCAAUGGCUUCCUAAGCAGUCCCGGAGUUUCUGGUUCGACUACCACACCGUUCUCAGCCGCAUUCGCACCCCUGUCGCCCGCAGCCGCGACCCCUCCCAAUUAUAGCAGCAGCGUGCCCUCGGGCACCGCGGCAGGCUCGCAAACUGUCCCAGUCUUGCAUCGCAGGUUCUCGAGCAGCUUCAAUCAGUUGAAUCAAAUUGCAGGAUCCCCUCCCGCCGAUGGCACUAUCGGCUCGAAGACGACCGAGCGCGGUCGAAGAACCAGUCUGUUUGCGGGCACGUCGCCUUCCAUGGUCACCGGCACUACUGCGGAGGCGAACAAUCACGGCAGCAGCAUCAAUAACCAUUCGUCGACCUCGUCGGCCAACGGCGCCGGUAGCCUCUUCCGCAAGUUCUCGACGACAGGCAGGGCUGCGGGACAGCACCCUUUUGACAUGAACAAUGAUACAGCCCCAGUCAGUGCUGGUGCUCAGCCAAACAGUAACACCUACAUCAGUAACACUCAGCAGCAGCAGCAGCACCUAAACGCAGUCAACAAGUUGAAACCCCAGGAUAAACACUCUCGAUCGAGCAGCCCGAUGAGAAGCAUGAUUUUGAACGGACAGAUGCUGGAUUAGGGUUAAACAAGGAUGCAUGAGUGCAUCGGGGGGACCAUCCUUUCGUCGCGUUUUUUUUUCUUUCGGUCCUCUCGUUCUACCGGGUCUACUGUACACUGAUUUCAACUGUGCAUGCAGAUAACCUUCGACCCUCUCGCUUUGCCUUGGGAGUACUUUCUUUUUUUUUUUUUCACACGUAUACAGACGCUCACACAUGUGCACGUUAGCAAUUUGCUGCUUUGUUAUCACGUCCUUUUCUUUUUUCCUCACAUAACCUCCCCCACUCAAGGGUGAAGUUGUGAA